AUGAAGGCUUGGGUGGAUAAAGGCAUACCGCGAGGACCAAAUGGCCUUUGGGAUCAGAACAUCUGGCAAUUUGGCGAUUGGCUGGACCCUGCUGCACCGCCCUCUGAGCCAGGAUUGGGCCGUACUGAUAGUCUUUAUGUUGCUGAUGCUUACCUUGUUCGAGUACUGGGUAUAAUAUCCAAAGUUAGCUCUCUUCUUGGAGAGAUGGAAGACGCAUCCCGCUUUGCCAAAGACGCAUCGAGUGUGAGAAAGGCUUUUCAACACGAAUAUGUCACACCAUCAGGCCUUCUUGUUGGAGAUACUCAAACAGCCCACUCGCUUGCCCUAUCCUUUGGGUUGUUCGAUAAGCAUGAUCACGUCAUGAAGUCUGCGAGCCGUCUCAGCCACUUGGUCCACUUGGCCGGUUACCGAAUAGCGACUGGAUUUGCUGGAACUCCUUUGGUCGCGCACGCACUCUCAGACACAGGAAACUAUCAAUUGGCUUACCGUAUGCUUCUGGAGAAGGAAUGCCCUUCUUGGCUCUAUCCAAUUACAAUGGGCGCGACUACCAUUUGGGAGAGAUGGGAUAGCAUGCUCCCAAAUGGAUCUAUUAACCCAGGAGACAUGACGAGUUUCAACCACUAUGCCUUGGGCUCUGUAGCAAAUUGGUUGCACAAGAAUGUUGGUGGAAUUAGCCCUUUGGAGCCUGGAUGGCGCACAAUUCAGGUGAGGCCAGUUCCAGGCGGACCGGUUACGAACGCAAGUGUGGCAUAUGAAAGCCCAUAUGGGCGCAUCGAAUGCUCAUGGAAGAUCAAUGAUUCUGGCGACACAUUCGCCCUUACAGUCGUUAUUCCUCCCAACUCACAAGCCAGAGUCGUUUUACCCUCUUUUUGGAAAAAAGAGGACCAGGAAGGAGAGGAAAGAAGCAUCCUGAUCGGGUCUGGCAAAUAUGACUUUUCUUGCGCCUACAAGCCUGCUGAAUGGCCUCCAAAGGCAGAGUUUGCGCGUUCGACAUUCCGAUUGACAGUCUGA
Penicillium lagena is the source of this 1011-nucleotide messenger RNA. RefSeq lists its product as uncharacterized. The transcript has a single exon. Gene Ontology annotation, biological process: carbohydrate metabolic process. The record is from RefSeq and is a predicted model, not a curated record. Lineage: Eukaryota; Fungi; Ascomycota; Eurotiomycetes; Eurotiales; Aspergillaceae. The coding region runs from base 1 to 1011 and encodes 336 amino acids.